AUGGCCACGGCUACGAAGAUCUUUGCCCAGCGCUUCGGAGGGGCCUCGGAAGUUCUCGAGGUGCCCUCGGAUCUGCUUCUCUCGGACCUGGAACACGCGCUGCAAAGCGUUUCCACUCCCAACCUUCUUUGGUUCCACCGGGGCCAACCGUUGGAGGAGCUUCGAAGGCCUCUUCCAAGCCGGCUGGUGCUCAAAGAGGGCUUCCCGAGGCGCGACUGGACUUCCUGGAGAGCGCCAACCUCGUACACAGUGCCCUCAUCGCUUGGCUUUCAAAGUGCAGCCGGGGUACAGCUGCGCCGGUCUUCACAGAGUCCUCCUGACGUGAGCCUGGUGUGUCGCGGUUUCGAGGACAACAACCGCGAUCGCUGGUUUUUCGCGAGCUACGAGGUGCUCGGUUGGGCAUUCUCCUCCUUCGCAUGGCGGCGGCUGGUGCUGCUGGGCUGCGAAAGGCGAGAGCUCCAGAUCCAGGGACACGCUGCCGCGCGUCGGGCACAGCUCCGUGCACUACGCGCCGACAUGGAGUCUAUCCGACUCGCUCAUGAUGUUCUGCUGACAGAGGCUGGAGAUGCGGGUGGUCUUUGGCCUUUCGGGGAAGAGUCGCGGAAGGAAGUGGAGCAGGAGCUGGCGCGUGAGCUUGAGAAGCGACAAGAUGCCGACAGCGACAUCCUGUACAAUCUGGGAGUCCUUCUGCUGAUGCAGCCGAGAAAGACGGAGUCAGACCUGCAUCAGGCUUUAGAGUUCCUUCAAAGGAGCUUGGCGAGCACACCCAGCCCCUGGGCGCAUCGGCUCUGCGAGCGGAUCAAAGAGCAGCUGCAGGAGGAGUCCACACCUGGAGGGAGAUACCAACGUCAAGAGACAGCCGCAACAUGGAACGAGCGAUUCGAUCCGGCAGCGGAGGAGCAGGAGGAGGAGGAGGAAGCCGACAUUACCCAGAAGCGGCAGACGGAAUUCGAAGAAGCCAUCGCGCGCAUAAGGAGUUCCAUGCGGGGCAGUGAAGAUGCCGGUCCUGCAGCGGCAGACGAGGAGCCUCGUGCUGCCACAGUGGGGUUCGCGAGAUCGAGCACGGUCGAAGCUUUGUCCAGCGUCCUCAACUCGUUGAAGCUGCGCCAGGGUUCUACUUCGGUGUCGCAGGUGCCGAUUCGAGCCACGGGGGUCUCGCUGGAGCAGAGGAGGCGGCGAAAGCUUCAACGCGCCUACCUCGCCUCGAGGCACGGCAGCCACAUGUGUCGCUUACGACGGCUUCCUGUCCUCCUGCACUGUGGGACUGGAACCUCGGAUGAGGUCCCAGAGGCCGCACCGGCUCCGGUGCCUCGGUUGCGCAUUGCGAGCCUCGAGGCGGUGCUGCACUUUGUCUCAGUGCCGGCUGAAGGGAUUCACCAGACUGACCUGGAGCUUUGCUCAGUGCUUUGGAUACUCCUGUAUUUCGGCUUGCGGCGUUGCCAUCCUGGAUUCCAGAAGCUGAAGUCGACUUUGAGCACCUCUCCUGUGCCUGCCUGUCUUAGCAUCGCCCGUCAUUUUGGGUACGGCGGUGGCUGCACGCUGCGAGAUUCCAAGAAGAACUUGGAAGACGUGCUGCUCCACGGCCUGUCAACCAUUCGUGGAGACCAGCUGGCGCUGGUCCAUGGCUUCGCCUCUGAAUACUCGAACGCGGGCCUUCCUGAGGAGGAUCAGCUGGCGGUCCUUGAUCGACGGAUUAAGCAGCUGGAGCUCGUGUUGGCGACUCCUCCCAAGGUGUAUCUACAGCAGGGCCACGCAGCACUGCAGCGGCAUGGCCCAUUAUCAAAGGCAAUUGCCAGCCAGGCGCCGUCCCACACGAUGGUCCCACCAUCUGUCCAGCGCAGCCGCAAAGGAAUACUAAUGCGCGGAGAGAAGGCAGAGCAGCUCGCCAGGAACACGAUCUCCAAGCUCAACCUCGUGGAUCUGGCUGGCUCCGAACGCAACGAUUCAGAAGAACGGAGCCAGGCAAAGGAAGGCGCCAACAUCAACAAAUCCCUCAGCGCAUUGAGCAACGUGAUUAAUGCCCUGAGCUCCAGUACUGGUGGAAGGCGUCGGGCCUUUGUGCCGUACAGGGACUCCAAGCUGACACGGGUUCUGCAGGAGAGCUUGGGUGGCAAUGCCCUCUGCACCAUGAUCGCAACAAUAAGCCCAGCAGAGAACAACAUGGAGGAAUCCUGGUCGACCUUGCAAUAUGCGAAGCGGGCCAAAACCAUCCGCGUGGUUGCGACCCGCAACGAGGAGACCAAGCAACGCCAGCAGCUGGAGAAAGAGGUGGAAGCCUUACGGCAACGGUCGCUCGAUGAGGCAGGGCCAGUGGACGAGUUGGAAGAGAAGCAUCGCGCCGAGAUCGAGGCUCUUGAAGCCUUCAUGCGGCAGACUUGGGAGGACAAGCAGCGUCUCUCCAAAGAGCACGAAGAGCAGAGGGAGCGGGCUCGGCUCGAGGUCCAGAAGGCCCUGGAACAACGACGCGGCGAACUGCGCCGCAGGCUCGAAGCCUUGGAGAAGCUUCAGGACAUCUCGGUGACUUUGCAGUCCUUCGUGGCAGCGGGGACGGCCUCAGAGCUUUGCCCCGGCUGGCCGGAUCGACUUGUCUCUACCUUGCGGUCUGCGACACUCCAGUCCCAGCUCCGAUCUGCCCGACUCUACCAAGAAGGGGUGGUGGCCGACUUCCGUCAACUCCUCGCGCGGGUCGCACCGCCACUUUCCACACGAACGGAUUUACUUCGUUGUUGGCCAGCAUUGAUCAGUAAAGCACUGGCAUGA
This is a messenger RNA of Symbiodinium sp. CCMP2456, 2760 nucleotides long. The record is from the annotation of a GenBank genome assembly. NCBI's taxonomy places the organism in Eukaryota, Dinophyceae, Suessiales, Symbiodiniaceae.